CAGAGAGGGCGGAGGGAGCCCGCGGCGUGAGCAGCAACCACAGCAGCAGUAGCAGCAGCAAUAGCAUCAUCAGUAACAGCAUCAUCAGUAACAGCAGCGGCCACCGCCACUGCAUCACCACCAUUAGCAGCAGCAGCAUUUUAACCAUCACUGUAAUCAAUAGCAGCACCGUUACUGUUAGCGGCAGACAUUCACCACCACCGUCAUCGGAAGCGACAGUACCAUCACCAUCCCUGUCAUCAUCGUCUGUAGCAGCAACAGCAGCAACAGCAUCUGUAUCGCCGUGAUCAGCAGCAGCAGCAAGGACGAACGGGGAGAGUGAAGCGCCUUCAUGGAGAGGUAGAGGGAGACAAGACUGGGGGGAGACGGGAGGAGCCAGGAACAGAGAGGAGGAGGAGGAGGGAGACACGGAGAGGUGGCAGUGAUUCUGUGUGCCGUGGAGGGUGAAGCGUUUUGCGGCGAGCGCAAUCAACCUGAGCUCGGCCUCGCGUGCAUAGCGCAAGGGGAGGUGGUGGAGGAGAGGGUUUCAAUUAACCAGGCGCCCAGGCUGCUUGGCCGAUCGAUGUCCCGGAGCGAGAUGGUAUCUCCCGGGAUAAAAUUCACGCCCACUGCGUGCAGACUGGAUUCAGAAAUCUGAUCGAGUCGGGUCCGGUCUGCUCUGCAUAUAACGCCGCGUAGACCGAGAUAUGGACGGGUUCGAUCACACUGGGUGAAAUCUGGUCGGGUCAGACCGGAUCGUGCAAAAUGCAUGUAUGUUGAACUUCCUUCGCAUCGAACGGAGCGAACCGUGCUAAUCAAGAGUUGCGAUUCGAGUCGGGUUGGGUAGACUCUGAGUUAUCUCUAAUAAGAUCGGGUCGAAUCGGGCCGGAUCGGGUGAGGUCAAACUGGGUCGGAUCGGGUGAGAUUACAUCGGGUCAGAUCGCGUUGUCUCUAAUAAGAUCGAGUCGAAUCAGGUGAGGUCAAACCGGAUCAGAUUGGGUAAGGUCAAACCGGGUCAGAUCGGGUUGUCUCUCAUACGAUCGAAUCAGGUGAGGUCAAACCGGGUCAGAUCUGGUUGUCUCGAAUAAGAUCGGCGUUGGGGUUGGGUCUUGGGUUGGGUCAGACCUCGAGACGACGCAGCAGCGGCAGCGGCGUCGCCUUCUCUCGCGCAAGACUCUGCGACGGCAGGGGUCAUGACUGCCACGUCGCACACGCCCUCGGCCAGGUCUCCACUCCCCGAAGCCCGUACAGGUGACACAGCGCGCAGGUGAAAGGAGGGGAGGCGGAGGGGGGAGGGCCCACCAUGCAGUGCCUGGUGCCGGCCAAGGGGGAGGGGGAGCUGAGUGGGGAGGGGGAGCACGUGGACAUCCUAACGAUCGGCUUCCUCGUGAAGGACCGAUGGAAAGUGUUCCGCAAGAUCGGGGGCGGUGGGUUUGGCGAGAUCUACGAGGCAUUCGACAUGCUGAGCCGCGAGAACGUCGCCCUCAAGGUGGAGUCGGCCCAGCAGCCCAAGCAGGUGCUCAAGAUGGAGGUGGCCGUGCUCAAGAAACUGCAGGGUAAAGAUCACGUCUGCCGUUUCAUCGGAUGUGGGAGAAACGACAAGUUCAACUACGUGGUGAUGCAAUUACAGGGUCGGAACCUGGCUGACCUACGUCGGAGCCAGCCCCGCGGUACGUUCAGCCUCAGCACCACCCUGCGCCUCGGGCGCCAGAUGCUGGAGGCGAUCGAGAGCAUUCAUGCCGUGGGCUUCCUGCACCGAGACAUCAAGCCCUCCAACUUCGCCAUGGGUCGCCUGCCCAGCACCACGCACAAGUGCUUCAUGCUGGACUACGGCCUGGCCCGCCAGUACACCAACUCGAGCGGGGAGGUGCGACCGCCCCGUGCUGUGGCUGGCUUCCGAGGCACCGUGCGCUACGCGUCCAUCAACGCUCACAGGAACAAGGAAAUGGGACGCCACGAUGACCUUUGGUCCCUGUUCUACAUGCUGGUGGAGUUCACGGUCGGCCAGCUCCCAUGGAGGAAAAUCAAGGACAAGGAGCAGGUCGGCCUCAUCAAGGAGCGAUACGAUCACCGGCUGCUCCUGCGCCACAUGCCCACCGACUUCCACAUUUUCCUGGACCACGUAUCCACCCUGGACUACUGCACCCGCCCCAAUUACCAGCUGCUGAUGUCGGUGUUCGAGCACAGCAUGCGCGAGCGCAGCAUCACCGAGAACGAGCCGUAUGACUGGGAGAAGGGAGGCCUCGAGGAGUCGCUGGCCAGCACCACCACCUCCACGCCGCCGCACCACUUCACCCGUCAGACCGCCGCGAUGUUCGGCAUUGCGGGGACACCCCAGCCCGGUGCGGACGUUCUGCGCGAGAACACGGACGAGGUCCUGCAGGACGAGCACCUGAGCGACCAGGACAACCUUGGGGGCGGUGGCGGCGUUGUCGGGGGGUCGGCCCAGCCCGGCGGGCCCCCACCAAGGGGGGCCGAGGCCGGCGGGCCGCACCUGCCUCACAUGGCCUUCAACUUGGAGGCCGAGACGUGGGAUGAGACGGACUUCAACCGCAACCGCCUGCGCAUCAACAUCUGCAAGACGCAGUGUGGCACAGAGGAGGACCAUAGCCCCGGCGGGGUGUGCGGCUCGCCGCUGGCGCGCGCUCAGCUCGAAGCCGUGCUGCGGGACCGGCUGCCGGGCGAGCGGCCGCUCAGCUGGAAGCUCGUCGGCCUCAACGGGCCCGACUCGGCCGAGCGCUACCUCCUCGCGUCGCUGCAGGCGGCGCGCGCCGACUGUGCCGCCGAGGCGAGGGGUGCGACUGCGCAGGAUGAUCGGGGUGCAGCGCUCCACGGCUCCGGGUCAGCGUCGGCAGCAGGGGCGGGGUCGGGGUCAGGGGCAGGCCCAGGCUCGGCGGGGCACGCGGAGCGGAGGGCUGGCGGGGGAUCGUCGCGCGUGGCCUCGCUCGGCGACGCCGUCGCCCACGGACGCGGAAAGUCCAGCGUCGAGGCCACAGCGGCUGCGGUGCCACCCAGGAGUGAAGGCGAGGCCGUGUCAGGCCCCACUGGCGCGGGCGGCGCUGGUGCCGGUGGGGCCGCCUCCCCGGAGCAGGCGAACCCCAGCAGCGGCUUCGUGUCGGUGUGUGGCGGUGCCCCCAGCGACGACUGGGUACUCGUCGACAAGGAGGGCGAACUCCGCGACUUCCUUCCGAUCUCCGGCGCCGGCAGAGCGCAGCCCGCCUCCGCCGGCGCCGCUGGCCCCUCGCCAUCCGGCCCCGCCGGGAGCGGCGCGGGCCCCGAGCGAGACGUCCGGCGGCCGCUCGCUUGCACGGAGCCGAGCGAGGACGAGGAGGAGCCCGAGGUGCUGCACGUCUCCGACGAGGACCGAGACUCGCCAGGCAACGGGGGGCGGCGAGAAGCCACGUCGGGGUCUGCCACGUCGGACAGGGGUUCCCGGGAGGGCCAGGGUUCAGGGGAGGAGAGGGGAGCAAGGGCGGCGGUGGCGGCUGCGGCCGGCGGGCUGGUGUGGCGGCUGAGCGCGUACCCGGAGCUCAAGUCCACGCUGGAACGGAGUCGCACCACGCUCGGGGUUUUCUACUCGGCACGAGGGUUCGACCCGGCGGGGGCGGCCGACAGGGCCGGGUGGAGGGCGAUGGGAGUGCCGCCAGGGCAGGUGUCCGACAUGCGCACACCGCUGGCCGCGAUGCGCGCAUCCUCCAGCCUGGAAUUCGUCUCCCACCCUGGCGGCAGUGGCACGGUCACGGAACGCCACCGCGGGCCGUGCGGCCUAGAAGCGGCGCUCGCGGCCGAGGUGCCCCGCUCGCUGGCCCUGCUCUCCGACCACGGCGACGGCAGCCGCUCCGAGCGCCGCUCGUCCCGCGCCAGCGGCCGCAGCAACGGCGCCAUCGACGCCGAGCGGCGGAACGGCGAAUCGCUCGGGGCGAGGAUCGCUAGCGCCGCCACCGCCACCGCCACCUUCGUCACCGCCGCCGUAAACCUGCCCGCCGGUUCUGGAGGCCGAGCCGCCGUGGCGGCGGCGUCGGGCCGCACGGCCGUCCCCGCAGAAGACGGCGAGCGCUUCCGCUCGUCCACCAUCAAAGCGGACGCGGACGACGAGGAGGGCUCGCGCACACUCGUCACGUUCUCGCCGGGCGACGCGCGGGGCGCCCGCUCGCUUGGCGCCGCCCUCGACUCGACGGCGCACGACCAGGAGGCCGGGGCCGGCGCCACCGCCGGGGCGCUCACGCCGCAUGAUAAACCGUGGCCGCCGGGGCCGCUGGCGGCUGCCAUCGAGCUGGAGGUGCCCGGCAGAGACGAACAGAGGGGCGGUUCACCGACACUGUCUCGGGCGGCGCUGCAGCCGGGAGGGCCCGCUGGUGCUGCUGAGAGGCUGCUGCGGCGGCGGGGCAGCACGCAGGCGACCGGGCGUGCCUUCAGCCCCGAGAGGGUGCAAGCGUCACCACCACACUCCCCGCAGCAGCAACGCAAGGACACGACGAUGAUGGCAAUGGCUACGAUGUCGUCGCAGGCGGAGCUGCGCCGCAGCUUCGAGGGCGAGUCCAAGAGGGAAACGCUCGCCGUGGUGCCGUCGUCGUUGGCGUUGAGGCCCAGCGUGAGACCGUGCCGCGACGGAGGGCCAUACUACGGCGCCAGCAUCUCCUUGCGCGCCGGCCUCGUCGACUCGGUCACCACGGCGGCCAUGACGACCGUUACGGCUGUGGCGGCGGCAGCGGCGGCCUCCAAGAAGAGCCACAUCCCCGUGCCGGUGACGCACAAGGAGGACGGCGCCGCCCUGCAGCUGGCGUCGGCGAAGGACAAGCUGUUCCAGCGGCGGUUGCACCCCGUCGAUCUAUCGCGCCUGCUCGCCGGCAAGAGGCAGGGCCCCUUCAGGGCCAUCCUGCUGCCGUGCGGGCCCGCCGAUAAGGCGGGGGCCGAUGAGAAGGCCGGCGGGCAGGCGAGCCGCCGGGAGGAGGCAAAGGCCGGCGACGAGAGGGAGGAGAGUGGCAGCCCGCCGCGGUCGCCCACGUGGAGGAGCAAGAUCCCGCGGCCCGUGUCGGUGAUGGCUGGGAGCCUGCCUGGGUCGGGGCCGGCCACGCCGCAGCAGUCCCCCACGCGCACACCCACCAAAUCAGCCUUCGAGGCCAGGUCCCCGCAGUCCCCCCGGAGCCCCCAGUCAUCCCCCAAGAGCCUGCGGGGUGGCCCUGGGGGCCUCUUCUCGCGCCGCUUGCACCGCUCCUCCCAGCGCAGCUCCUCGCUGCCCCCGUGCAGCCGUGCCGCCAAGCACCACUCGCCGACAGGACGCGCCACCGCCGCCGCCGCUACCGCCGCCGCCUUCCAACAGCAGCAGCAGCACCGCACGGUGACCACCGCCGCGUCGGGGCACUCGUCCUGCUGCGGGCCGCCGGUGACCACCGGGGGCCCGGCGGCGGCCAUCGCCGGCCUUUCGUCGCCGCACCGCUACCGGCUGAGCGCGCUCGUGUCGCCGCGCCACGGCCGGCAGCUGCAGGCGCACGUCGCGGGGCUGCUGUCGCCGCGACACGGUGCCUCGCUGGCAUUCCGGGAUCGCGAGCGGGAAGCAACGGCCAGGUCCGUGUCCCCGUCUUCGCCCUGUCAACAGCAGCAGCAGCAACAGCAGCAACAGCAGCAGCAGCAACAGCAGCAGCAACGUCAGCAGCAGCGGCAGCAGCAGCGACAGCAGCAGCACAGCCUGCGCAGCUCACUGCUCAGCACGCACAAGUUCAGCCGCGAGUUUGCUGCCGUUUCGGGACUGGUGUCGCCACGCCACCUGGUCAGCGGCGGGGUCGGAGGCUUCAGGGUGACCUCGCGCAGGGCUCCGAUGGCCACCGCCGCCGCCGCCACCAGCACCACCACCAGCACCGGCAGCGCCAGCCAGCUGCUCAUGCGUGCUCAGGAGUCGCCCACCCACAAGAGGGGCGAUGCGGCAGGCGCCGACCCCACUGGGCUCAGCAGGUGACGCGGUGGCACAGCGCCGCCACGGGAAGAGAAGUUGCCGUUCGCCCGGGGUCGGUUCCGCUGUCGGGCAGAGCGCAAGCAAGCGCAAGCUUAACGUGAAAUUGAGAAGUGAAUACAUUGAUAACGUCGAAGUGGCAGAGAGCUGAUUGGUGGUGGUGAUGACAACAAGAGGAGCAUGGCGAGCGUGAGGUGGCGUGAGCUCGGCACUGCCCGGUGGGGCGAUGGCUAGCACGGAUCGGAUGGGAUGUGCGAUGGAAAUUACGGUCGAAGUCGGCUGCGGUUUUCCAACCACGGCGUCUGAAGGGAGGCGUGAGGAUGGGAAAGGGACGGUGCGGCCCAGGCAGAGAUGCGCGUCAGGUUUUCAUCUGGGCCGGCGAGGAAGCCUGGGGAAAGAUGCGGUUUAAUGUGCAAACGGUGAAACGCAACCAACAGCUCAAACGCCAACAAUCAGACCAAACAGCGUUGCACGGAGACGGGCAGCAGCGUACAAGGGGCAGACCACAUGCGUCUCGACAGACAGAUCUACACAGAAACCAUUGUACGCACAUAAGAGAUACAUCCACGCACACACACAAAUAUAUAUAUACACAAACACUGACGUGCAAUUGUGCGUGCACACACUUUUACACACAGGCACAACUACGCACACAUUCAAACCUCGUUCGCACGCAGCUGAACAAAAAAAAAUGUGUUUCGACUCAUGAAGGCGUCUGACAAAAGGUGGACGGAGAGUUGAAUUCUCGUCAAUCGGGCUCCCCCUGCCACCCUUUACGUAAAUUACCAAGAACAAAGCAAUAACUAAAUAAGGAAAUACCAAGGGAAGGUGAGGGGGUGGGGGGGGUUGCCCUGCCCCAUGUCCCCCAUCCUCAGCCUAACUCCCACACGAGUGUGAAUGCUGUGUAUCUGUCAAUGCCAUCAUGCGGUACACACACGUAUACAAACUCGUAUAUAUAUAUGAUAAUGACGGAUAACGAUUAUAUACAUAGAGAUGAUACAGAACAAUCCACUCUACAUAAAAAUGUCAGAGGUCCUGCAAUGGCAAUGUUAUGCUUGCGAAUUUGUGAUGCACUAGUAUGACCCGAGACGGUUAUUGUAAUGGUUAUUGUUAACAUAUGCAGCCUACGUGCGAUUUUAACUGCUCCGCACAGUCACCGUAUUCUCAAGCUUAUAAGACGCGCCAGAACGUAAGACUCAGCCCCGAAACUUGUGUCCGGUGGAUCAAGGUAUACAAAUAUCAUCUCACACACACACAUAUAUAUAGACGACUAUCAGAUGCAUCCCCCAAAUGUUUGCUUUGCAAUGCAGUGGAAAAGAGUGCGUCAUAAUCGUGAGAAUACGGUGUACGAUUUUUGCGUGUAUAAUGUACGUUACACACGUGUGUGUAUGUACGAAUGCGUGCGCGCGUGUGCGUGUGUAUAUAUAAGUAAGCAGGAAAUGGCAUAUGUGUUAUGCAUUUGUGUUCUGGUAUACACAUGUAUUUGUGUGUAUAUACUUUAUGGCAUUUGUGUAUAUUGCGUACAUUUGUGCAUAUGUAUAUGUACAUGUUGGUUGCCAUGUACAUAAAUAUGUGUACAUUCUAUAUUUUGCCGGGAGUGCUAAAACAAUUCAGAAGAGCAUUUUUUGCUUUUUUUAAGUUGAACAAACCCACUGUUAGAGGCUUUUUUAAUUGUUAAUAAUUUAAUGUUUAUUUUAUUUUUGUACGUGUAUUUUUUUAUUUCGUUAUAGCUUUGAAUGAACAACAGUGUUGACGUUACAACAGUGUAAUAAAUCUUGGCUUAAAGCUUUCGUGACUG
This is a messenger RNA of Lethenteron reissneri (Far Eastern brook lamprey), 7724 nucleotides long. RefSeq names its product tau-tubulin kinase 1-like. NCBI's taxonomy places the organism in Eukaryota, Metazoa, Chordata, Hyperoartia, Petromyzontiformes, Petromyzontidae. Gene Ontology annotation, molecular function: protein kinase activity; ATP binding. Gene Ontology annotation, biological process: protein phosphorylation. The record is from RefSeq and is a predicted model, not a curated record.